This is a messenger RNA of Liolophura sinensis, 1969 nucleotides long. RefSeq names its product tartrate-resistant acid phosphatase type 5-like. Gene Ontology annotation, biological process: bone resorption. Lineage: Eukaryota; Metazoa; Mollusca; Polyplacophora; Chitonida; Chitonidae. The transcript is spliced from 5 exons. The record is from RefSeq and is a predicted model, not a curated record. Bases 90 to 950 code for a protein of 286 amino acids. Gene Ontology annotation, molecular function: acid phosphatase activity.
ACACGUUAAGUUUCCUGCUGGUGGGGGAUUGGGGUGGUCAGACACAGUACCCCUACCACACGGACAUAGAGCGGGGAGUGGCUCGGCAGAUGGGGGUAAUCGCCGAGACCGUCCGCCCGGAUUUCAUCCUUUCUCUAGGGGAUAAUUUCUAUUCCAGUGGUGUUCAAACCGUGGACGAUAUACGUUUUCGGGAAACAUUUGAAAAGGUAUUCACACAUCCGCUUCUCAGUGUGCCCUGGUACAUAAUCGCCGGCAAUCACGACCAUAGAGGAAAUGUCCAAGCCCAGAUAGACUACACCCAAGCCUCCAAACGCUGGUACUUUCCAGACUUCAAUUAUGUGAAGGCCGUUUCUUUGCCCGACGGAACAGCCGAGUUGACAAUGGUCUUCAUCGACACCGUACUCUUGUGUGGGAUAACUGACAUGUACUUUCCGGGACAGGCUCCAAUCAAUGCGGAGGAUGAGGAGCUAGCCGAUGAGAUCUGGUCAUGGCUGGAGGCACAGCUUCAGCAGUCACGCUCUGAAUACUUGCUGGUGGUUGGUCAUUACCCUGUGCUGUCUGUGGGGUACCACGGUACGACGUUGUGUCUAGUUCAGCGGCUGAGACCCCUGCUGUUUCAGUAUAACGUGAGUGCUUAUCUAGCCGGGCACGACCAUAAUCUUCAGCACUUUACGGAUUCAAAGGGACCUAACUCGGUGGAGCAUUUCGUUAUCGGCGCAGGCGCGCUGUUGAACACAAACAGGAGGAAUAAUCACAGUGUUCCAGUCGGAUCGCUCAAAUACUUCUGGCCUGGCGGGGACAGUGCGGACUCCACAAGCAGCGAUCGAACGGGAGGGUUUGCCUACGCUAUCAUGGAUAAUCAACGACUUAACAUUACGCUGGUGGAUGGCCGAGGGAAAGACUUGCAUCAGGUUACGGUAGCUAGCAGAAAUGUUGAUCCCCAGCGUUAGAACGUUUGAAGCGUUGUUAGCAGGAUAGCUACAGAUAUGGACAUUGAUUUAGUUGCCCAUUUGCCAACUUCAGUCCCCAGAAUUCAUAUCCUCAAACAUUCGCGUGGUGCCAGAUAUAAAGCUUCCACGUUUCUCCACAACUAUAAAAAAUAUCAGCGAAGCAUGACCGCCAUUCUUAUGCAGACUUGCUGAUAGAAUAGAAAAGUUUUUGUGACCUUGUUUCUCUCCCCCCCCCCCCCCCAUCUGUUAAAACUGUGCAAAAUCCUGUUAUAUUUUAACUCAAAAUAAUAUUUCAGAAAUAUAUAAGGUAUAUCAACAAUCUUUAAUGUCUAUAUUAUCAGUGCCCUAGAACUCUUCAACUGGGAUGUUGCACAAUUGCACGAAUCGCGCAUGUGUAACCUACAGUCUCUGAAGGACAAAUCACAGUGCACGUGUUUCGAGCGUAACCGAGUGACAGCCCCUUGACGAAAAUCUCUAGUACCUUUUGUACUCAGCUUGUGGUGUUGCGAUUAAAUUUGCAAGGUAUCCAGUAUCGGUUACAGGUCGGCGAGUUGGUUACUGAACGACCUUCAAAACACCUUUUGUUACGAGUUUAGCUUUAGUUUUGUUUUAGUAAAUACUACAUGUCUUUUAAAACUAAUUCAUUGAUAUUUAUUUAAGCAGAUAAUAGAAUCCUAGAAUUUAAUCAGUUAUUCAUUCCCAUCAAUUUUGUUCUGUCAGCAACCUACGGGUGGUCGUGGGUUUCCUCCAGACUCUGCCCUCUUGUUUUCUCCCACUAUAAUGCUGACCGCCGUCGAGUAAGUGAAAUACCCUUGAAUAUGGCAUUAAAAAACCAAUCAAAUGAAUAAAUAAAUAAAUUCCAAAGUAGCCAGUAUAAUAAACAAAGUAGAAUAUGGUGAUAAGGUAACGGUCGACACAUCAUCACAUUAAACCUAGCGAAACAUUGUCCAAAAUGUGUCAUGAAAUUAGGCGUGGUGUUAUACCAUAACCAUUUAUAAAUCUAGGCUUUAAGGCAAAAG